GAUCGCGGUGCCUACUGUACCGUGGAGAAGCCAGUGGGAACCCUAUACUGCAGAGCUCUCGUCCCGGCCCGGCCCGGCCCGGCCCCACGCUAUGGAGUUCCUUUGGGCCCCUCUCUUGGGGCUGUGCUGCAGUCUGGCCGCUGCUGACCGUCACAUCGUCUUCUGGAACAGUUCAAAUCCCAAGUUCCGGGAGGAGGACUACACUGUACAUGUGCGGCUGAACGACUACCUGGACAUCAUCUGCCCACAUUACGAGGACGACUCCGUGGCAGAUGCCGCCAUGGAGCGGUAUACGUUGUACAUGGUGGAGCAUGAGGAGUAUGUGGCAUGCCAACCCCAGUCCAAGGACCAGGUCCGUUGGAAGUGCAACCAGCCCAGUGCCAAGCAUGGCCCAGAGAAGCUGUCGGAGAAAUUCCAGCGCUUCACACCUUUCACCUUGGGCAAGGAGUUCAAGGAAGGACAUAGCUACUACUACAUCUCCAAACCUAUCUACCAUCAAGAAAACCAGUGCUUGAAGUUGAAGGUGACUGUCAAUGGCAAAAUCACUCACAGUCCUCAGGCCCACGCCAAUUCACAGGAGAAGAGGCUUCCAGCAGAUGACCCCGAGGUUCGGGUCCUGCACAGCGUGGGAGACAGCGCUGCCCCUCGCCUCUUCCCGCUGGUCUGGGCUGUGCUGCUCCUGGCUCUGCUGCUACUGCAGACCCAGUGAAGGUGUGUGCUUCACCGGGCUCAAGGAUUGCGACUGGGCUGAGGGGCGGGGACAAGCACCCCGAAGCUCCAGCCCCGGGAACCACUCCCACCCCAUGCACAAGCUGCCACCCUGAAGCCUCAGAAGGUUCAGUAUUAAGGGUUU
Peromyscus eremicus (cactus mouse) is the source of this 853-nucleotide messenger RNA. RefSeq names its product ephrin A1 (gene Efna1). Gene Ontology annotation, biological process: axon guidance; ephrin receptor signaling pathway. Gene Ontology annotation, molecular function: ephrin receptor binding. Gene Ontology annotation, cellular component: plasma membrane. Bases 92 to 709 code for a protein of 205 amino acids. The transcript has 5 exons. The record is from RefSeq and is a predicted model, not a curated record. Lineage: Eukaryota; Metazoa; Chordata; Mammalia; Rodentia; Cricetidae.